Molecule: messenger RNA, 1226 nt
Organism: Helianthus annuus (common sunflower)
Lineage: Eukaryota; Viridiplantae; Streptophyta; Magnoliopsida; Asterales; Asteraceae
Exons: 2
Coding region: 118-1092 (324 amino acids)
Source: RefSeq, a predicted model, not a curated record
ACACCCACACCCACACCCACACCCACACCCACACCACUACUCCACACUUUAAUGUCACUCAUCCUUCCCAACCCCCACCCACCCUCCCUUCCAUUUCACAAUAACUAAACUCCCACAAUGAACUACUGGUUGUUAUUGCUGUUACCUUUAUUCUCAUUCCUGCCCCUCCUGCCCGCAUUGCCCAACACAGACCCCGUACAGUCUUUCCACCCAAACCCCACACCACCAGCCACCACUAUCCCCGCCUUUCCCGAACAGUCGGAAGACUCAGGAUGCCCUUUAGAUCUCCCCAACGACCUCUUCAAAAACGUCAAAUCGGCUUGCACUGGGAAACACGCCUCCGGUCAGCUUAGACGCUCAAGGUGCUGCCCGGUCCUCGCCGCCUGGCUAUACUCCGCCUACUCCGCAACCGCACUGGGCAAGACGAUCAAACAACCGCAGCAAACGGCGUCGUACUACGACCUCCCUCUCCUCCCCAACGACUCCGAGACGUGCAUUGACAGCCUGGAGAACCGACUAAAGAGUAACGGAAUAGAGUUGACCAGAGUUAACGAGUCCUGCGACGUCGUUUACUGCGAAUGCGGCAUCCGAUUGCACCAGUUGUCCUGUCCGGAAGCGUUUUCGGUGAAUUCCGGCGGAGAUUUGGUCGGAAAUCAUGUGGUGCAGAGGUUGGAGAAGGAUUGCUUGAAUAAUGUGGCGGUUAAUGGGUUUCCGGGUCUUGAUGGAUGCUCCAAAUGCUUGAAGACUCUUCAUUUGCUUAACAAGGGUGACACAAACAAAUCAGAGGAGAGAAGCAGUAAAAUGCACAACGAGGAUUGCGAGCUGAUGGGUCUGACCUGGCUUCUGGCGAAGAACAGGUCAACGUAUAUACGCACAGUUUCUGCUGUUCUGAGAGCCACAAUGAUGAACACAGAUGGUGAUUCCAUUCCUGAGUCAUGCACACUCAACAGUGAUGGAAUGCCAUUAGCCGUUGAUUCCUAUGAAAUCAACGGUUCUCCUUCAUUAUCCACUCUGUUCCUUUCAUCUCUCACCGUCUCUUUAGCUUUACCGUUGCUUUACGUCUCCAGUCACCAACUGUUUUAUAGCAUGUAGGCUGCAAUGGGGAUCUUGUGUUCAGUUCUAUGUAUUUGUUGUUAGGUUUGUUCAUGGAAAUGUAAUUCUGUUUAAAUUUGUUAAAUAUUAUAUUUUCUUAAAAUACAAGUUUGGUCUGAGAAAUUUUAUAUAAA